CCAAUGUUUUUUCAAGGAUAAAAAUAGCCUUUCAAUUUAUCGAAUGCAUGUUUUUUUAUAUAUUUGAAAUACAUUUUGGUGCAUAUUUACAAAGGCAUGUGAGACCAGCAGCUUUGUAUCUUUAAGCGAGCUAGCCAAAAAUGAACGGUCGAGCGGACGUCGAAGUUGACUACAAGCGGAAAUACAAAAAUCUCAAACGAAAAUUAAAAUUUCUUGUUUAUGAACAGGAAUGCUUUCAGGAGGAGCUGAGGAGAGCACAGAGAAAACUUCUCAAAGUUUCCAGGGACAAAAGCUUCCUUCUGGACAGACUGCUGCAGUAUGAGAGGGUAGAUGAAGACUCCUCAGAUUCAGAUGCAACAGUUUCUUCAGAAAAUAGUGAAGGAGAAGGCCCCAGGGAGAGGGAAAGAGAACGAGAUGGAGCAAAGAAGCGAAGAAGUAGUCCUGGGGCGUGUCUUCCUUCAUCAUCCUCCCCUCAUCUCUCCCUGCUGUCCCGUCCUGGUGUAAAUGCCCUACAGCCAUCAGGCUCUGGACCCUACCUCAACACCAUGCCCUUCCCACCAGAGUAUUUGGCUCCCCCAGCUGAACGAAUGAAGAAAGAGAGAAAAACAAAGACGCCUAAAAACAAGAGAGAGACUACGGGGAAGGUUGUUGCCCCAAUGGCAGCUAAUUACCCAUCAGCCCCUGCGGCCCCUCAAGCAGCCAGUGGCCCCUUCAGCUGGGUUCCCAGACAGAUGCUUAGCGGAGAUGCAGCUGAGGAGGAGGGAGAGAGUGAUGGUGACAGUGACAGAGGAGAUGAAGACAGAGGGGAGGGAGAUGAGGCUGAACUGGUCAUUGACAUCCCUAAUGAGUGAGCCUGAAUGUGUGUUUUAGAUGUAUUUAUAAGCAAGGGAUGGAGGGUUUCUCUCUCUCUCUCUCUCUCUCUCUCUCUCUCUCUCUCUCUCUCUCUCUCUCUCUCUCUCUCUCUCUCUCUCUCUCUCUGUGUGUGUGAGAGAGAACUGUGUGUUCAUUAUCUGUGUGUUCCUUAUAUGUAGCCCAUUACACAUUGUCAAUUAAAUGGAGUGCCAAGCUCCCCCCUGUGGACUUUUGCUUAAUUGCAGUAUCACUGUCAAAACUAUCUCCCAGAUAAAUGUGGCUUUCCAAUAUUAUGCUAAAAAUAAAUCUGUUAUAAAAUUACAGUUUGUAAACUUUUAACAAAAAUCCACUACUACUGGGAUUAUUACUUUUUAAAGCCGUUUCGACCUGCCUGCUAAUUAUUUUUAGUCUAGCAAUGGACAAACUGUGACUACAACUCGGUAUGUCCUGCACAAAGAGAGCUUUUGUCUGUUAUUUGUUUUACAUUGUCCAAACACCAUCGCAGACUUGGUAUUAUAUAAAUACUGCAGUCUAUUAAAGCGGUUUAAGUACGAUAUAGAUGUUUCAAAUGUUAUGUCUUUGUUGCUUUUUACAUGAAGUUUUUUAAUUUGUACUUCUAUGUUAAUGUUUUUUCAAACAAAUUGUCAAAAAUCAAAGCUACUUCAUGUUAAAUGAGAUUUAUUAUUACUGCACCUAUCAAAUUGUGUGUGUCAGAGAAUAAAAUAUAAAAUGUUAUCAUUUCA
Messenger RNA from Perca flavescens (yellow perch), 1595 nucleotides. RefSeq names its product INO80 complex subunit E (gene ino80e). Gene Ontology annotation, biological process: chromatin remodeling. The coding region runs from base 141 to 851 and encodes 236 amino acids. The transcript is spliced from 8 exons. The record is from RefSeq and is a predicted model, not a curated record. Gene Ontology annotation, cellular component: Ino80 complex; nucleus. NCBI's taxonomy places the organism in Eukaryota, Metazoa, Chordata, Actinopteri, Perciformes, Percidae.